AGUUUAGAAGUUUUGUAAGUUAAAUGAGACGAUAGUGUGAAUGCACUCAUCCCCUACCCUACCCUACCCUACCCGACACUACCCGAUACUUUAUCAUAUAAUAUGCAAUAAUAGCGUAUAAGUGCUAUAGUGAGCACUGGUUAUCUAUAGUUUUAUACGUCAGUCAAAUUGAAUACAUAUUAGUAAAACAAAACAUCACUAAAACUCAAACCAAUAUCUUUGAAACGUUUCUGAAACGGGAUAUAAAUUGUUAAAAUGUGUGAUAAUAAGGGGCAAAAAGUGAUAAUUGGAUCAUUGGAUAACUUUGAAUUGAAUAACCGUAUAGGAAAGGGUCAGUUUAGUGUUGUCCAUAAAGCUCUAUGCCGUCAAACAGGACAGAUGGUGGCGCUCAAGAAAAUGCAGAUCUUCGAGAUGUUAGACGCAAAGGCAAGAUAUGAUUGUAUUAAAGAAAUCAAUUUACUUCAACAGUUAGACCACGAAAAUGUGAUAAAAUAUUUGUGCUCUUUUAUUGACAACAAUGAUCUUUAUAUUGUGCUUGAGUUGGCCGAUGCGGGAGACCUGUCUCGGCUAAUACACUACUUCCGAAAAGAGUGUCGACUAAUACCUGAGCACACAAUUUGGAAAUAUUUUGUACAAAUAUGUUUGGCUUUAGAGCACAUGCAUAGCAAACGUGUUAUGCAUCGGGACAUCAAACCGGCCAAUGUUUUCAUGACAAGUCAAGCAGUAGUCAAAUUGGGUGAUCUCGGUUUGGGCCGAUUUUUUAGCUCCCGAACUAAUGACGCGCAUUCAUUGGUGGGAACACCCUAUUAUAUGUCACCCGAACGGAUCAAUGAAACUGCUUAUGACUUCAAAUCAGACAUUUGGUCACUCGGUUGUCUUUUAUACGAGUUGGCAGCUCUUCAGUCUCCCUUUUAUGGCGAGAAAACAAACUUAUAUUCUCUUUGCAAGAAAAUUGAAAAGUCUGAAUAUCCUCCCAUCCCUUCGGAUUUAUAUUCAAAAGAGUUGAGAACAGUUGUCCACAACUGUUUACAACCCAAUCCUGAUAAACGACCGGACAUUUGUACUGUUUUAGCCAUCGCUCAGAACACGUAUAUGAAAUCUAUGCAAAUAUUUAUACAAAAGAAAACUAUUAAACAAUCGGCAACAAAGUCGGUGCCACCGGCCAUACAUGUGCCGCACAGUUCUAUGGAUACUCAAGACUCUAAAUAUGGUCAGCCAUUAGUUGGUCAACAACAACAUCAUAGUAGUCAUCAGUCACAACAAGAGACUCAACAAACCCAUUGUUUUCCCCGAUUGUGGACUAAAGACAAGAAUUUGAACUAAAUGUUAUGAUUUUGCAUUUUAUUUAUGACUUAUAAAAACAAUAUUUUAUUUUAGAAAACAAACCAUAUUUACC
Oppia nitens is the source of this 1396-nucleotide messenger RNA. RefSeq names its product serine/threonine-protein kinase Nek7-like. Lineage: Eukaryota; Metazoa; Arthropoda; Arachnida; Sarcoptiformes; Oppiidae. Gene Ontology annotation, molecular function: ATP binding; protein kinase activity. The record is from RefSeq and is a predicted model, not a curated record. The transcript is spliced from 2 exons. The coding region runs from base 256 to 1323 and encodes 355 amino acids. Gene Ontology annotation, biological process: protein phosphorylation.